AUGGAAUUUGAGGAUUCCGGGUCCGAUGUUUAUAUUUUAGAUAAGUUGUUUAAUAAAUCUUUUUCCCAGUACUGGACUUUAUUUUGGAAAGACUACGAUUUUUACAAGUACAAAUCAGUGAAAGCGGAACUGGAGAGUGCUUUGAAGCUGUUUCCAGAUGCUUCUUUUGUAGAAUUGUUCUAUUCUGCUCGAGAUAGUUCGAGGCAAAGAAACUAUGACGACGAGUCAGAAUUUUCAAAGAGCAUAGAGAAGGAUAGGCUGAACAAGUUGAACGUGAUCAACGAGCUCCAACAGUCCUUUGAACUCCUGACCAUGGCCUCGGAGUCCAUGGGCUUCACCUCCGUAAACGAGGACUUGGACGAAGUGCACUCGGAAUAUGUAAAAUACCUAAUGCUUCCGUAUUUGAUAGCUCACGUGAUGGUUGAAAAGCCCGAUUUGUCAAACAGGUUCGAGAUUCUGAAGAAAGUGGAGGUACCGGUCGAAUUCGUUCAUAAAUUUCAGAUUUUUUUGAACCAGUUCAUGAACAUGAUGUCGAGGUUGAAGAUACUGAGGAGGGAGGAGCUGGAGGUUUGGGAAGAGAAGAGGCCCAAAAACACCUCUCACGACGCUCGUGACCUCAGGGUGAACCAGGCCUCCUUUGAACGGGACCUUAAAAAAUCAGUUUCCCAAGUGUUCGCCUCGUCAGGAUCCGUGGAACAGUUUCUGCAAUUCAAUAAACUUGAUAAGUCUACCAACGAAGAGGUUUAUCGCAAUACUAUUUUGGAUAUUUUAAAGCUUUUUUCAAUUCAGUCCAUAAACCACCUGAACUCGAUUAAAAUGGAAAUGCCUUUUCUGGAGCUACGGGAGAAAAACAGAAUUGCGUUUUCCGAAGAUAAAGUUGAGAGCAGUGCUCCCCCCGGCAAGCCUUGGUUUUUACACAUAGACAACAACUCUAAGCUUGACCCUUCUCUGGUUCAGACCCUGUAUAGAAAGAUGGUAUUUCUUCCUGGCCACAACCUGCCCACUAUUUCCCUUGACGAGUGUGCUCGCAUUGAAAUGGAGAUGGACGUUAAAACCAUUGGAUGCAAGGGCGUAGAAGUCAAGAGAAAGGACAGUGCCGAUCUACUGGAGGACGAACUCGACGAGCAGGAGUCUGAGAAGUCCAGUGUGUGCACUGACGACGCCAGGGAGUGGGACGACUGGAAGGACGAUCACCCCAAAGGCCAGGGCAACAAGGACGUCAACAUCGGAUAA
This is a messenger RNA of Theileria orientalis strain Shintoku, 1233 nucleotides long. RefSeq lists its product as uncharacterized. Gene Ontology annotation, cellular component: cytosol. The record is from RefSeq and is a predicted model, not a curated record. Gene Ontology annotation, biological process: regulation of dephosphorylation; regulation of signal transduction. Gene Ontology annotation, molecular function: protein phosphatase 2A binding. The coding region runs from base 1 to 1233 and encodes 410 amino acids. NCBI's taxonomy places the organism in Eukaryota, Apicomplexa, Aconoidasida, Piroplasmida, Theileriidae. The transcript has 8 exons.